Molecule: messenger RNA, 2743 nt
Organism: Anguilla anguilla (European eel)
Lineage: Eukaryota; Metazoa; Chordata; Actinopteri; Anguilliformes; Anguillidae
Gene: ptprub
Product: protein tyrosine phosphatase receptor type Ub
Exons: 13
Coding region: 1-2682 (893 amino acids)
Biological process (GO): protein dephosphorylation
Cellular component (GO): membrane
Molecular function (GO): protein tyrosine phosphatase activity; protein binding
Source: RefSeq, a predicted model, not a curated record
AUGACCGUGAUAAACAGCCCUGUUUCAACCUCCUCCUUCCUCUUCCUCUCUCCAGGGUCCUACAUGCUGGUGAAUGCAUCCCAGCAUGCCGCGGGGCAGCGGGCCCAGCUGCUGCUGCAGACCAUGAGUGAGAACGACACGCACUGCGUGCAGUUCAGCUACUUCCUGUACAGCCGGGACGGGCACAGCCCUGGCGCGCUGCGGGCGUUCGUGCGCGUGAACAGCGGGCCCCUGGGCAGCCCCGUCUGGAACGUGUCCGGGUCCCGCGGCCGCCAGUGGCACCAGGUCGAGCUGGCCGUCAGCACCUUCUGGCCCAAUGAGUACCAGGUGCUGUUUGAGGCCACCGUGUCCAAGGAACGUCGCGGGUACAUCGGCAUGGAUGACAUCCUGCUACUCAAUUACCCCUGCUAUAAGGCGCCCCACUUCUCGCGUUUGGGGGACGUGGAGGUGAACGCGGGGCAGAACGCCUCCUUCCAGUGCGUGGCGUCCGGACGCGCCUCCGAGGCGGAGCAGUUCCUGCUGGAGAGGCAUAGUGGGGACCUGCUCUCUGCAGCUGCAGUGAAGCACUUGAGCCACCGGCGCUUCGUGGCGUCCUUCCAGCUGGACAGCGUCACGCGGCGGGAGCAGGACCUGUACCGCUGCGUCACGCAGUCCUCCCGCGGCUCCGGCGUCUCCAACUUCGCCGAGCUGAUCGUCAAAGUGCCCCCCUCCCCCAUCGCGCCCCCCCAGCUCCUGCGGGCCGGCUCCACCUACCUGAUCGUCCAGCUGAACACCAACUCCAUCCUGGGGGACGGGCCGAUCGUGCGGAAGGAGAUCGAGUACAGGGCCAGCCAGGCCCCCUGGUCCGAGGUGCACGGGGUCAACAUGGUGACCUACAAACUGUGGCACCUGGACCCGGACACCGAGUACCACAUCAGCGUGCUGCUGAGCCGGCCCGGGGAGGGCGGCACCGGCCCCCCCGGGCCCCCGCUGGUCAGCCGGACCAAGUGCGCAGUGGAGUUACCUGGAAACGAUCAGCAGUUUAAUUGUGAUUUGAGUAGUCUUAGUAUGCUCAUGUCCUGUAGUGUAAUGGUAGCGGGUAAUAAACUAACAUUUUGUAUUGUUAUGCUAGCGGGUAGAACACUAACAUUCUGUAAAGUUAUGUUAGCGGGUAGUAUGCUAACAUUCUGUAAUGUUAUGCUAGCGGGUUGUGUGCUAACAUUCUGUGAUAUAAUGCUAGCAGGUAGUAUGCUAACAUUCUGUAAUGUUAUGCUAGCGGGUUGUGUGCUAACAUUCUGUAAUGUUAUGCUAGCGGGUUGUGUGCUAACAUUCUGUGAUAUAAUGCUAGCAGGUAGUAUGCUAACAUUCUGUAAUGUUAUGCUAGCGGGUUGUGUGCUAACAUUCUGUAAUGUUACGUUAGCGGGGUGUGUGGAAAUCUCCUGUAAUGUUGCGUACCCGCCACAGAGGGGCUAUUCUGCCAAACACGAGGUGCAGCAGUUCCACUUCACUUCCUGGCCGGAGCACGGGGUGCCGUACCACGCCACCGGCCUGCUGGCCUUCAUCCGCCGCGUGAAGGCCUCCACGCCCCCCGACGCCGGGCCUGUGGUGGUGCACUGCAGCGUGGGUGCGGGCAGGACCGGCUGCUAUAUCGUUCUGGACGUCAUGUUGGACAUGGCCGAGUGUGAGGGUGUGGUGGACAUCUACAACUGCGUCAAGACACUCUGCUCUCGCCGAAUCAACAUGAUCCAGACAGAGGAGCAGUACAUCUUCAUCCAUGACGCCAUCUUGGAGGCGUGUCUGUGCGGGGAGACGGCCAUCCCGGGGGCGGAGUUUGCGCUGACCUAUAAGGAGAUGCUGCGAGUCGACUCCCAGAGCAACUCCUCCCAGCUGCGCGAGGAGUUCCAGACUCUGAACUCGGUGACGCCCCACCCGGACGUGGAGGAGUGCAGCAUCGCGCUGCUCCCCCGGAACCGGGAGAAGAACCGCAGCAUGGACGUGCUGCCGCCGGACCGCUCGCUGGCCUUCCUGGUCACCACCGAGGGCGAGAGCAACAACUACAUCAACGCCGCGCUGACCGACAGCUUCCACCGCCCCGCCGCCUUCAUCGCCACGCCCCACCCGCUGCCCGGCACCACCGCCGACUUCUGGCGGCUCGUCUUCGACUACGGCUGCACCUCCGUGGUCAUGCUCAACCAGCUCAACCAAUCAAACUCUGCCUGGCCGUGUGUGCAGUACUGGCCUGAGCCUGGUGUUCAGCAGUAUGGUCCCAUGCAGGUUGAGUUCCUGUCGCGCGCUGUUGAUGAUGAUGUCAUCACUCGUCUGUUCCGUGUCCAGAACGUCACACGGCUGCAGGAGGGCCAGCUGGUGGUGAGGCAGUUCCAGUUCCUGCGCUGGUCAGCGUACCGGGACGUCCCGGACUCUAAGAAGGCCUUCCUCAGCCUGCUGGGCCACGUCAACAAGUGGCAGCACGAGUGUGGAGAGGGACGCACCAUCGUGCACUGCCUGAAUGGAGGGGGCCGCAGUGGGACAUUCUGUGCCUGCACCAUGCUGCUGGAGAUGGUUCAGUACCAGAACUUUGUGGACGUCUUCUACGCCGUCAAAACGUUGCGCAACUCCAAACCCAACAUGGUGGAGUCACUGGAUCAGUACCGGUUCUGCUAUGAGUUGGCUCUGGAAUAUUUGGACUGCAUGGAGGUGAGAUAGCAACAGUGCCCUGGAAGCCCCUCCCCCUCCUGCCCAGACUGUGACCUGAUUGGACGAUUCC